GAAGUACGCCAAGGACACGCGCUACUGCACCUCUGGCGUCUCCACGCACGACAAGAACACCAUGGAGGCCGUGCCAGCCUGCCUCCUCAAGGACGUGUACCAGGAGGCACUGGGCUCCGCCGUCAUCGGCAUUGACGAGGGCCAGUUUUUCCCAGAUGUCGUGGAGUUCUGUGAGGUCAUGGCCAAUGCUGGGAAAACUGUCAUUGUUGCUGCUCUUGAUGGGACUUUCCAGAGAAAGGCGUUCGGGAGCAUCCUGAACCUGGUGCCGCUGGCAGAGAGCGUGGUGAAGCUGAACGCCGUCUGCAUGGAGUGCUACCGAGAAGCCUCCUACACAAAGAGGCUGGGAGCAGAGAGGGAGGUUGAAGUGAUUGGAGGAGCAGACAAGUACCACUCCGUCUGCCGAGCCUGCUACUUCCGCAAGCGGCCUCAGCAGCUGGGGUCGGAAAACAAGGAGAACGUGCCCAUGGGGGCGAAGCAGCUGGAUGUGGCUGCCUCCCGAAAGAUCUUUGCUUCUUGACUGCUGGGCUCCUGCAAGGAG
Molecule: messenger RNA, 538 nt
Organism: Balearica regulorum gibbericeps (East African grey crowned-crane)
Lineage: Eukaryota; Metazoa; Chordata; Aves; Gruiformes; Gruidae
Source: RefSeq, a predicted model, not a curated record